This is a messenger RNA of Astyanax mexicanus (Mexican tetra), 4012 nucleotides long. It is a transcript of the gene gltpa, whose product is annotated as glycolipid transfer protein a. Lineage: Eukaryota; Metazoa; Chordata; Actinopteri; Characiformes; Acestrorhamphidae. Gene Ontology annotation, molecular function: ceramide 1-phosphate transfer activity; ceramide 1-phosphate binding. Gene Ontology annotation, biological process: ceramide transport; intermembrane lipid transfer. The transcript is spliced from 5 exons. Bases 148 to 777 code for a protein of 209 amino acids. Gene Ontology annotation, cellular component: cytoplasm; cytosol; membrane. The record is from RefSeq and is a predicted model, not a curated record.
CAAUCCGGCCGUUGAUUCAGCGGAGAGUUCAGUAGGUCUCUCGCCGGGUUUGGAGCUCUGAUCUCGGCUGCGCUGCUCCGCCGCUUCGCUGGUAAAUUUGAAUGUUAGCGGGUCUGUGAACAGCACCGGUUCCUUCUCCCCGCGGCCAUGGCUCUCCUCAUGGAGCACCAGUUCAAGCAGCUGCCGGCGGACAGGCAGGUCGAGACCAGGCCGUUCCUGGAGGCCGUUUCCUACCUGCCGCCCUUCUUCGACUGCCUCGGAUCCACUGUUUUUGCUCCUGUGAAGGCCGACAUUGCUGGAAACAUCACGAAAAUCAAGGCGGUGUACGACACGAACCCGGGUCGCUUUAAGACCCUGCAGCAGAUUCUGGAGGCGGAGAAGGAGAUGCACGGAGCCGAGUGGCCCAAAGUAGGAGCUACGCUUUCCCUCAUGUGGCUCAAGAGAGGUCUGCGGUUUAUUCAGGUGCUCCUCCAGAGUUUAGUUGACGGUGAGAAAGACGAGAACAACCCCAACCUGAUCAGAGUCAACGUCACCAAGGCCUACGAGAUCGCCCUGAAGAAAUACCACGGCUGGCUGGUGCAGAAGCUCUUUACGGCGGCGCUGUACGCGGCUCCAUACAAGUCAGACUUCCUCAAAGCUCUCUCUAAAGGCCGGGAGGUGAAGGAGGAGGACUGCCUGGAAAAAGUGCGUCAGUUCCUGGUGAACUACACGGCCACCAUCGACGCCAUCUACGAGAUGUUCACCAAGAUGAACGCUGAGCUGGAUUAUAAAGCGUGAUGAUCCCUCUCUCCUCAUCAAACUGCUCUCUGAUUGGACCAAAGCUGCUUUCUGUGGGACCACUGGAUGAGCGCGUGCUCUAUUUGGACCAAUCAGCGUCCAUCAAACCCUCAGUUUCUCCAUGUUCUUUUGAGUUUUGUUUGUUCGUUUUUGUUUGUGGACGGCUGGAGUGCUCUGCUGUGGUCUCCAGGGUCUGCAGUGUUCAGGGGUUUCAGCGGGAACCUCAGGACGAAGCUGUGUGUGUUGUAGAGUAUGCUGUGUCUAUAUCAGUGGUCUAGAACCGUCCAGAAAUGAUCUAGAACUACAUCAAUACUUGUGACUGAAUUAAACCAGACUAGCCCACAAACACGUCCAGUACUGACCUUCUAAAACCUAAAAACGAGAAACUAAUGACUUUUAAAAUUAUUUAAAGGAGAACUCUGGUGUAAAAUAGAUUUUUGGUGUAGUAAAACAUGAUGAUGGAGUACUAAUAGCUCACCUCCACUCUCCAAAUAUCACACUUAGUAGGUACACUCAUUGACAAAAACACAAAUAACGCAUCAACAUAUAAAGAUUUCUUCUUCUUCAUGUUUGAAUUUAAUGAAAUGAUUAUGUGAUUACAAUAUUGGAGUAAAAGUUUAAGGUUAUUAGCAAGUGGUCCACAGUCACACUCUAAAAACUAAAUAAAUUGACAAUAUUACACCCACAGACAUGUUCUAGAUCUACACUGUAAAUUCUAGAACCUCUCUGACUGUUUAAAACCUAUACCAAUAAUUCUACAGCAACAAUCCUUCAAUUAUACAAUAAGUUGUAGAGUGACGAGAAUCAUUUUAGAGCAAUAAUUCUAGACACCAAUUCUCUAAAAACAUUGAUCAUUCUAGAGGGACCACAAUAAUUCUAGAACUAUACCGACAAUUCUAGAGUAGUACAGAAUUCUAGAGUGACAAAAAUCAUUUUAAAGCAACAACCAUAGUUCAGAUCAAUAGCAAUAAUUCUGAAAUAACAACAAUUCUAGAGCAAAAUCAAUAAUUCCAGACUUUUACCAUUAAAUUGUAGAGCCACCGCAAUUCUCAAAACAACAAUGGUAAUUUUAAAGGGACAACAAUAAUUAGUAUAGUAUAAUACCACUAUACUGACAGUUCUAGAGCAUUACAGAAUUCUACAGCUUCAACAAUUCUAGAACAAUGCUGAUAAUUUCUAGAGCAACAAAAAAUCAUUAUAGAGCAACAACCACAGUCCAGAUCAAUACCAAUGAUUCUGAACAACAAUUUUAGAGCAAAAACAAUCAUUCCAGAAUUCUAGAAUUAUACCUGAAAGUCUAGAGCCAAGAGAAUUCUCUUAAAAUACAACAGUAAUACUGCCACUAUACUGGCAGUUAAAUCAGUACAGAAUUCUAGAACCUCACUGAUUCUAGAACAAUACCAAUCAUUCUAGAGUGACAAGAAUCAUUUUAGAGCAACAUCCAAAGUCCAGAUCAAUAACAAUGAUUCUAGGAUAACAACAAUAAUUCUAGACAUAUAUCAAUAUUUCUAGAGCAAAAACAAUAAACCUUAGUCCACACUGUGUCACACUCUAGAACCUUACUGACAUUUUCAGAACUAAAUUGACAAUAUUACACCCACAGACACGUUCUAGAUCUACACUGUUCAUUCUAGAACCUAUACUGAUAUUUUUUACAGCAACGAUCCUACAACUAUAAACCAAGUUCUUAAUCAACAAUGUAACUCUAGAACUAUCCCAGUAGCUUCUGGAUGCAUUACAGUGCUUAUAGAACUACACACUGACAAUUCUAGAGCUACAACCAUUUCAGAAUCCACGACUGUACCAACACUUCUCAAACUCUGCUGAAGAUUAUAGAGCUACACUGAUGAUUCUAUACACACACUGAUCAUUUUCCAGAUCUAUACAGAUUGUUCUAUUUUGAUAAUUCUAUGGAAUUGAAUAAUUAUGCACAUUCUCUUUAAUGCAACUCUUUAUAGGGCUCAAGCUUAGAAACUGUUUCUUAAAUGUUUUUACGCUUUAGAGUAAUUUAUUGUAUAUGUAAAUGAAUGUGUGAUCUUAAAAAAAAAAACGGAUGGCGUAAGGAAAUUCCUUCUUACAGAAAUUUAGCUUUUAUCUUUAAUUCUAACACUUUUUAGCUUUAAAGUUUGUUUCUUAUCAGAAGGUUUGUGGGAGGGGUCUUUAUAAAUGCUGCUGUAGACGCAAUAAAAUCUUACUGACUGAUGUUAAAGCACAAGGUUGGUGAAAAUAUAUAUUUUUUAUUUUAGUCAGUCUGUGAGAUCAUUUUAGAACAAGGUCGACCAUUGUGGAGUGAUGACAGUAAUUCUAGAAAUAUGGCAGCAGUUCCAGAACUGUGGAUAUAAUUCUACAACUUAUGGCAGCCAUUCUAGCCAUUCCAUUCUCUGGCAUUUCUAGAACUAGGGAGAUAAUUCUAAAACUAUGGAGCUAAUUCUAGAACUAUGGCGGCCAUUGUGGAGUGAUGACAGUAAUUCUAGAACUACAGUGGCAUUUCUAGAACUAUGAAGAUAAUUCUAGAACUGUGGAGAUCAUUCUAGAACUAGUGUGACCAUUCUAGAGUGGCAACAGUAAUUCUAGAAUUAUGGAGAUAACUCCAGAACUCUGGCGCCCAUUCUAGAGUUACGACAGUGAUUCUAGGAUUUCGGCAGCAAUUCUAGAACUAUGGAGAAAAUUCUAAAACUAUGGAGCUAAUUCUAGAACUAUGGCGGCCAUUGUAGAGUGACGACAGUAAUUCUAGAACUAAAGAGAUAAUUCUACAACUAUGGAGAUCAUUCUAGAACCAUGACUAUAAUAUAGUGUGUGUUUGUGUUUACAGCGUAUGAUUUAAGGUGUGUUGUGCCUCUGAACCAAAGUGUAAAAUCACCUGAUCCGUACCUGAGUUUAGUUUAUUUGAUGUUGAUUAGAUAUGCUGGUGUUUUCUGAUUUCUCUGGGUGUUUCUCUGAUGCAGUUUAAUUUGAUUAAUUAUUUUAUUUUAUUUUAUCUGUUGAUUGUGGCCUUAACUAGAAUUUCUAAUCUGUUUGCCUCUCACUUUUAAUCAGGGACUGCAUGUUUUUGUGAGUGUGUAGAAGUGUGCGACUGUGUGAGUGUGUGCGUAAGCGAGUGUGUGUGUGAGAGGGUGUGUGAUGAUUCUAAUGGGGUUUUUAUGUGUUAAAAUGUGAAUAAGCUUCUGCACUGAAAGUAUCCAGGUUCUGAAACUGAUUUGUAUGAAGAAUAAAGAAUAAAUCUACACUGACUCUA